GUGUUCUGGGUAUUUAGCUAACUCCUUUUCCUUCCAGUCCGCGUGUAAGGUUGCAGAAUUUAUUCCCUGCCUUUUAUAGCUAUACUAGUGAAAUACACUGCUUCGUCAGAACUAUGUCUUUCAGUUUCAACUUUGACGUGCAGUUGACGACAAAGGGGCAACCAGGUGAAGAAAGUCAAUCACAAACUGGAAAGCAGGAUUAUGCAGUCAAACCUGUGCCCGGCAACAACAACACCACCACUCCAGCAGAAACUGUCAAAGCAGCUGUUGAACACCAUCCCCCUGCAGAUCCCCACUUUCUCCUCAACGAUGCUGUCUCUGAGACUGUUACCAUAGGAACGCUUCCACCCCUCCACUUCCUGAAUGAGUCUGUGUUCGAGCGGACGGCCAGCGAGCGAGAUGACGACGAGAGGAUCCUGUCGCGGACCGCCGCCCAGAGCUCGGACCUCAUCUCCGGGGUGUACGAGGGAGGGUUGAAGGUGUGGGAGUGUACCUAUGACCUCCUGGAGCUGCUAGAGAGGGAGGGGGAGACAUUCGGGGGGAAGAUGGUUCUGGAUUUGGGCUGUGGUGCUGGACUGCUGGGCCUACUGGCGCUAAAGAGCGGAGCAAGUCAGGUCCAUUUCCAGGACUAUAAUAGUACUGUUAUAGAACAGCUCACACUGCCUAACGCACUGCUCAACUGUCAAGUGGAAGGGGAGGAGGAAGAAGUGAAGGGAAAGAAACAGGGGCUGCAGGAGGAGGACGAUGAGACAAUUAUAGAAGAGGACAAAAUGAAAAAGGAUGAAGAGGCAACGUCCGAUGAGGAGAAGAAGAAUGAACAGAAAAAAGAGGGAGAGAAUGGCAGCCCGUUGCCCAAGAGGCAAGCCCUGGACCUAUCCCAGCAUUCGAAGCUGACCUGCUGUCGUUUCUUCUCGGGCGACUGGACAACGUUCCUAGCGCUGGUCCUCAAGGAAGACCUGUUCCCUAAAUAUGACAUUAUCUUCACCUCAGAAACCAUCUACAACACGGCAUACUACUCAGCUCUUCACGACACCCUCCACAGACUGUUGGCCCCGAGGGGAGUGGUGUACCUGGCCACCAAGGCCCACUACUUUGGGGUGGGGGGUGGGCUGCUCCUAUUUCAACAGUUUAUAGAGGACAAGGGAGUGUUUGACAUGGAGAAACUGUGGGACGUGGACCAGGGGCUACAGAGACAUGUUGUGGCCAUGCACUUCAAAACAACAAACAAGUCUUGACUUUUUAUUUUAUGUAGUUUCACAGAACACAGAUAAUAUUUUUCAAAUUAAUUUCUACUCAAUGCACCUGGAACUUCUAUGCUACAUAAGGUGUGCUAACAUCAGUCAGUUUCAAAAACUUUUUCCUAUAAAGAUCACCUGUGUGUCAAUUGGGACUUUCACAUAAUUUAAAUGACUGUAUGUUUGAUUGUUUGACAGAAAAGACAUAUAGAAUAUUUAAGACUUUCUGUAGGUCUGUCAGUCUGGCUUAUUUUACCUUGGUGGUAAAACCUUGUAUGUCAAAUACUGGAGAUGAGCUUCACAAAGGCAGAUUUAAGGAGGAGUUUGAAUAUUCGCCAGUUGAAGAGGACAACAGGAUAGCUGCACUGAUGGAGGGAAAGAAGCAGAAGUCUGAUAAAGAAGAUUGAGGAGAUGAGCAGAUAUUCCAUUGUAGUGUGCAAACUAGGCCAAUAUCAAGCGUACCUCAAGUAUUUCAAAGUAUUUUGGCAAGUGUAUUUGGUGCAGGUCGGUUUUUAACAGGACAUAAGUGGUAGUUGAAGUAGGCGCAAUAUACUACCCGAACGAAGAUACCGUUUCAUGUCAACUUUACCCGUUGUUCACAUCUCUCUAACUUUCUAUAUUUAUUUAGAAUAGGGCUAGUGCAUGAGAAAGGUGGAAAGGAAAUGAAGGUCUUUAUAGGGGGUUGAUUCCCAAAGUGUUCAAAUAGCACCAUGAAAGCUAGACUUGUUUCUGAAGUCCGCUGCAAAAUGUCAAUUGCGACUUAUCUCAUCUGCCUAAGGACGAGGUCUGAAAGUGGAGUCCAGUGUAGUGUAGCACAUCUAUUCUGCAGUAGGGCUUUGUGGUUUCUGUUCACCUUUUCACAUUUUGUUGCCCAACAGUAUUAUUUUGUAUACACUUUAAAGACUUGGCAAUGUCAUGUUACAAUCUAAUGUUAUCAAAGAUAGACGCAUAUCAAAAUGUCUUAUGUGGCAUGUCGAGUGUCGAGUGCCCUGUUUCAUCCAAUAAGAUUGAGAUUACUUUAUUGGUCAAUUCCAACUGAAAUUUGACUUCCCCUGUUUCCACCAACCCCUCAGAAAGAUACACAUACAGUGCCUUCAGAAAGUAUUCAUACCACUUUACUUAUUCCUAUUUUUGUUGUUACAGCCUGAAUUCAAAAUUGAUUAAAUAUAUUUUUCACACAUU
Oncorhynchus gorbuscha (pink salmon) is the source of this 2417-nucleotide messenger RNA. Its product is annotated as histidine protein methyltransferase 1 homolog. Lineage: Eukaryota; Metazoa; Chordata; Actinopteri; Salmoniformes; Salmonidae. The record is from RefSeq and is a predicted model, not a curated record. Gene Ontology annotation, molecular function: protein-L-histidine N-tele-methyltransferase activity. Bases 114 to 1235 code for a protein of 373 amino acids. The transcript has 2 exons. Gene Ontology annotation, biological process: peptidyl-histidine methylation, to form tele-methylhistidine.